This is a messenger RNA of Phyllostomus discolor (pale spear-nosed bat), 683 nucleotides long. It is a transcript of the gene SH2D1B, whose product is annotated as SH2 domain containing 1B. The record is from RefSeq and is a predicted model, not a curated record. Lineage: Eukaryota; Metazoa; Chordata; Mammalia; Chiroptera; Phyllostomidae. The transcript is spliced from 4 exons. Bases 70 to 477 code for a protein of 135 amino acids.
AGAACGGCCUCAGCCGCCGCCGGGGGAGGAAGCUGCGCUGGACGCGCGGGUCUCGGGGGUGCGGCCCCCAUGGACCUGCCCUACUACCACGGCCGCCUGUCCAAGAAGGACUGCGAGGGCCUGCUGCUCGCCCGGCGGGCGGACGGCGACUUCCUGCUGCGGGACAGCGAGUCCGUGCCGGGCGUCCUGUGCCUCUGCGUCUCCUUCAACAACUUGGUCUACACGUACCGCAUCUUCCAGGACAAGUACGGGCACUACAAGAUACAGACCGCGGACAGCGUCCCGAACCAGGCCUUCCCCAGCCUCCAGGAGCUGGUCUCCAAGUUCCGGAAGCCCAACCAGGGACUGGUGUUCCCACUCCUGAACCCCGUGGAGCGGGCCGGGCCCGGCCUGCGGUGGCAGAGCUCGAAGGUGGACACGGAGGAUGACGACGACUACGAGAACUGCAGCAGCGAGUACAUAGAAGUCUUGCCCUGAAGCACGGGACGGCAGCCCCCGGGAAGACGCACGAGUCUGGAGACCGACCGCACCUGGGGGACAAGGCGUGCUGUCCCGGCCUCGCGACUGCCGGCGUCCUGUCCGCCAGCCUCCAGGGGGCACCGCACCACCGGCACCACCGGCCCGGCACCCAGCGGGCGGCCGGGAGCCCCGCCCCUCCGGCUCCUCUUCCCAGCACCUGGCGC